CGGAGUUCCUGGACUUCCGGUUGGAGAUACAGGAGCAGUGGAGGUAGCUGAGGUGGGCGCAGAGGCUUCCGGGGUUCCCGGUUUCAGGACGCUGGGCUGGGGAGAUGUUCCGAACAGCCAUCAUGAUGGCUGCCAGCCUGGCCUUGACCUCUGCGGUGGUGGCUCAUGCCUAUUACCUGAAGCACCAGUUCUACCCGACUGUGGUGUACCUGACUAAGUCCAGCCCCAGCAUGGCGGUUCUGUACAUUCAGGCUUUCGUCCUGGUGUUCCUGUUAGGCAAGUUCAUGGGCAAAGUAUUUUUUGGACAGCUGCGAGCAGCGGAAAUGGAGCAUCUGCUUGAGCGGUCAUGGUAUGCAGUGACCGAGACCUGCCUUGCCUUCACAGUCUUCAGGGACGACUUCAGCCCCCGUUUUGUGGCCCUUUUCACACUCCUCCUCUUCCUCAAGUGCUUCCACUGGCUGGCUGAAGACCGGGUGGAUUUUAUGGAGAGGAGUCCAAACAUUUCCUGGCUCUUCCAUUUCCGCAUUGUCUCUCUGAUGUUGCUGUUGGGCAUCCUGGAUUUCUUGUUUGUCAGUCAUGCCUACCACAGUAUACUCACACGGGGAGCCUCUGUUCAGCUGGUCUUUGGCUUUGAGUAUGCUAUCCUCAUGACAAUGGUGCUCACCAUCUUUAUCAAAUACAUCCUGCACUCCAUCGACCUUCAGAGUGAGAAUCCCUGGGACAACAAGGCAGUGUACAUGCUUUACACAGAACUCUUCACAGGUUUCAUCAAGGUGCUGCUGUACAUGGCCUUCAUGACCAUCAUGAUCAAAGUACACACCUUCCCACUUUUUGCCAUCCGGCCUAUGUACCUGGCUAUGAGGCAGUUUAAAAAGGCUGUGACAGAUGCCAUCAUGUCUCGCCGGGCCAUCCGCAACAUGAACACCCUGUACCCUGAUGCCACCCCAGAAGAGCUGCAGGCUAUGGACAAUGUGUGUAUUAUCUGUCGGGAGGAGAUGGUGACAGGUGCGAAGCGCCUGCCUUGCAACCACAUAUUCCACACCAGCUGCCUGCGGUCAUGGUUCCAGCGCCAGCAGACCUGCCCCACAUGCCGGAUGGAUGUCCUCCGUGCCUCUCUCCCUACUCAGUCCCAAACUCCUCCUGAGCAGCAGGAGGCAGGGCAGCAGCCGCCAGCACACCAAACACCACUGAUUCCUCAGCCACCCAAUUUUCCCCAAGGCAUCCUGCCUCCCUUUCCUCCGGGGAUGUUCCCUCUGUGGCCUCCCAUGGGCCCAUUUCCUCCAGUGCCGGGUGCCCAGCCACCCAACAAUGCAGACAAUGCUUCAGCUGCUCCUUCCACAUCAGGAACUCAGCCAACAGCAGGCACUUCACGGCCCAGUGGAGGUUCAGCCUCUGGAUCAGACUCGACUGCCCCACCAGGAACGGUACCUGGUUUCCCAUUCCCUCCACCUUGGAUGGGGAUGCCUUUCCCACCUCUCUUUGGUUUCCCUCCCAUGCCAGUUCCACCCUCAGGGUUUGCAGGGCUGACUGAGGAAGAGCUGCGAGCCAUGGAAGGCCACGAACGGCAGCACUUGGAAGCCCGGCUCCAGUGUCUGCAGAACAUUCACACGCUCCUCGAUGCAGCCAUGUUGCAGAUCAACCAGUAUCUCACUGUCCUGGCCACUAUUGGGACGCCCCGCUCUGCACAGCCACCAAGCACUCCAGCCACGUCAGCAUCACCUCAAGACACUGUCAGUUCAGAGCCCAGCACUGCGGAACCCACCACUUUCCAGCCUGCUGACAGCACUACUUCAGCAGCAGUGGACCCAGAUUCCUCAGGCCAAGCCGCUCCAUCCCUGGUAGCAGGUGCUGAGGGUUUCACAGACCUUUCUGGUCCUGAUCCGGAUGACGAGCACUCUCCUCUGGAGGAGCCUGACACGGCAGAGCUGCGCAGGCGCCGCCUUCAGAAACUGGAACUGUCCUCCUCUGCCCAUUGAUGUCCCUCCUGCCCCUUUCCUGUGAGCCUUGCUCUGUGCCUCAAUUGACAGCUUGACUGAUUUUGUCCCGCCCACUCCCAGCAAACAUGUGACAAAGAGCAGAGGGGAGAGCUGAGAAUGGGGCAGCUCGACUUGCAUCACCAAGUGCCGACAAGAUGUGAGGUCGCUGGGAAUGCCACUUGGCAGGAAUUGGUGUGUGUGUGGGCGGGGGGGGGGGCAGCAUUGGUUCUGCCUCGAUUUUAUAAUUCUAAAAGGUGGGGGAGUAAAUUGCCCAACCCUCCAUACUGACUGGCCCCGAUCCAGUUACCCUCACCAGUAUGGUAAUGCUUCCUGUUCCAAAGUCUUUUUUGGUAUCUAGAUAUCAGCUGGACAGACUCAUAGUUGCAAGAGCAGUGCACUCAUCUUAAGGAAGACCUUCCGUGGGUAUCUGCAUAAUCUGUCUCCUUGCCCGCUCCUCCCCCAUCCAGUUCUCCAGCUUUCUAGUUCUGUAUGGUUUUGUGUAGACUUGUGGCUUUUUCUCCUCUUCUGGGGGGUGCGUGGGGGGGGGAAGCAGCAUUGACAAACCCGGAAGGGGUGUCUGGGAUGCGUGCUCUUCUGGGUGGAGGUAGAAUGCAGGAGGCCUUCUCAGGAUAGCUGAAUGUAGAACCAAGCCACCUUCCCAAGGCCUCACUCCCAUCUACAAAGUCAACUUCCUGGGAUGGGAGCAAGUUGCACAGCAACGACACAGGCUUGGAAUUGUGGCCUGCAGAAUUUGGAUUGACUUUCUGGGCCAGCGCUGAAACUGUAUAGACAGGGAGAGAUCUUUCUGCUCCUGGCUGUAUCUGACCAGGUCAUAAACUUCGGUGUGCCCUCCUUAUUUUCACAGGUUGUGGGAUGGCUUUUCAGUGCAGUAAACUGAAAAGUGACUUGAAUACAUAUUCUUGCGCUUCCUUAUUUGGCUUAAAAAAAUAAUUCUGAUGGUAUGAGGUAAGGCAAGCCAUAGCUGUAGGAGUUCCUGGCAUGUUUCUGAAGGGGGGUUGGGAAGUGAUGUGUGAUCUGGCAGAUAUCUGCCCUGCCCUGCCCACUUCCUUGGCUUCCUCAUCUUCCUGGCUUCAGGAUAGGUCAGGGAUGGUGAAAACCUUAUUGAUGCAACCAUUCGGUCUUAAUGGUGGCUGCUCCUUGAUUCUAGUUCAGAGCAAUUAGCUAUAAAUUGUGGUCAGGAGAAGCCCAGUAGAACUCAGUUGAGAACAUGGUUAAAGUAUAUUCAUGUCCUAUCAGUCCAGUGCAGCUCUGGUAUCUUGUUCUCCAGAAUCAUGCCCACAGUUUCUAAUUUUCCCCUCCACCCCGCCCCCCUUUGAGGGGCGCUUUUUACUAUUUGGCUCUGCCAGCUGCUCUUUGCAAGAGCUUUUCAAUCUAGCUGUUGAAUGCUCAACACAGCAAUGCCCAUUUAAAAUCUGUUGCAGGCUGUAUAAGCCUUUCUUUGGCUCCUGAAGGAGGUGUUGGAAAACUGGAAAACUUUUCAAUGUAUACCAGAAAGAUAAAAGGGAGUGUUGUUAUGCUUUAUUUCCACUUACUAAUGGUGUAUAUGGAGAUUGACUGGGAUCCAAAAGACUAUAUGUGGUGGGAGGGCUUCUGUGCAUAUAAUGAGGCUUCUGCAAGGGUGGGUGGGCUCCAAAGAGACAACUCUGCUAGCUGACAGACUGCUCACAAGAUAGUAGAAGAAACUACUUGUGAGAAUCCCCUUGGAAGCCCCAAUGCAUGUUCAGAAGUAUUCGCUAAGAGUAUCAUCAGCCUGUGUGACUUUUAAGUCUCUAGUUUUGACGGGCUGAAGGUAUUUAUGGAAGGAAUUAGGACACUUCCUGGGAAGGGGGGGAGCUUUGAGCACUGGAGCCAAUAGUGUUUUCUGACUUUGGAUUGUCCAGGUGGGUGGGGUUGCCUGACCCACUUGUGAGGUCCCUAUAUCGCACAGCAUCUUCCCAUGUUACUAGUUAAACACUGUAUUGUUCCAGAAAGUGGGAACUUGUUCCCUAGACCCCACUGUGUCCCCAUUUCAGGUGCUCCUGCUUUAAGGCUUAGGUUCUUAGGUAUAGAUCAGAUCUGGUUUUUUUAAAGCCUUGGGGCUUUUCCUGUGGGGAGGAGUAGCAGUUUCAAGAGUAGGUUGCUGAACUCUCAAAUGCAGUAUUAAAAUUGGCUUUCUGGCAGAGUAGUGAGUAUUUUAGACUCAUCUAACUUCCUGAGCUGUCACUUUGCUCCUUGUAGCCUAGCUUUUCUGUUUUUGUGUUCAGAAGGAGCAUGGCCAGGGAUAGUUCAAAGUAUUGAUUUAAAUAAGACUUCAGUCAAGUCUUCUGAUGACUUAAUUUUUCUUGGUAAUGAACAGAGAGACUUCAGUCUGGAUAUGGUGGCUUUCUUUAUCCACCUGCCUGCAGUGGGGCUGAGAUGAAUUUAUAACGUUUUUGGACAGGAAGCAGUUGGCAGUCAUGGCUAGCCUGUCUCUGAAGCAAAGCUGCUCCUGUAAUAAUGUAAUACACAACUGACUACAUUCAGGUCUUUCUGCCAGCAAGUUGAUUGAGAAACAAAAACAAAGUGAACUUUUUUCUGUCCAAAACCACUGACCGCACUGUAAGCCUAAAUCUGAGAAGUGACAUGCAGACCUUUCUAUGCUUAGCAAGUGUAUUGUGACAAACAGUAUAGUUGAUUAUUGAACAUUCUUUGGGGUGCUUUAAGUUUGCCAGCUGAAACAGUUGAAAUGUAAGUACCAAGGUAAGAAACUUGGAUGGUUUGGCAAAGCAAAUGUGCACACCGGGCCCUCCAGGUGUGUCUGCCUUUGACAAAAAAACAACAAUGUAUACAAAAUAUCCCUAAUUGCAUACAUAUCAGAAGACUGCAGCUGACACUGAAUGGACUCUGCUUAAUGGGAGUGCAGUGCAAGUGUGUGGGGUGGGUAGGUAGGUAGGAGGCUUGCCACUGAUGGACUGCGAUGGCAGUGAUUUGUUUGUGAAAGUUGUUUCUGCCUCCUCAUUGUGUUCCUCACUCCUCUGAAUCCUGAUAUGCUCGAGGAAAGUAUAUUUCAAGAUUGUUGGGAAGGGACGGGGGGGACGAUUCGAUAUCUGCACACCUCCUACCUCGUGGAGAGCAGGCAAAACUGGGCUCUUCUGGUAUACCGAACUGAAUUUGUGCCAGGAAUGUAACUUCAAAUCACAAGCUGCUUCUUGCUGGAGAGUGGCAGUUGGGGUAAGUUUGCUAGGUUUGAGAAGAAGACCUGAUAGGGAAGUGAGGCAGAACAGGGCUCAGAAGACAACCAUCUCAUAUUAUUUUGAAGCAAGGGAGCUGGCUGCCUUGCUGUUGGAAGUGCAGUGCAAUUUAUUUAUGUCUAUCUUCUAGCUUAAAUCUUGAAAGGCAAACUUUAGAUGAGGGGAGAGCAAAACUCUCGUCAAUGAGAGGCAACUGAUGAACAUGUGUGGACUUAGUUUUACGAGCCAAAAGAUCUACAAGAAAACUCGGUGUGGAGGAUGGGUGGUUGACUAGGGAUGUGCAGUGUCUUGCUAGUGGGUUUUCUGUACAGCAGCUGCAACCAGUCUGCCCCUUAAGGUUUCAUUCAAAUUAGAAGAUACCUUUUCCACAGGGAGACUUUAGAAAGCCUACAAGGCUGUUUGGAAACUUGUUGCUGGCUUCUAAUGACCACACAUGUACCUUUGUUUCAUUCUCAUCCAUUCCUUAAAAAAAAAUUGAGUUUAUGCAGUUUUAUUUUAGACCUAAGUGGCCUUUUCGCUCUUCCAAAGGAGCGUGAUUAAAAGUGGUCCCUUUACAACUGGCUGAUUCUUUCUUAUCCCUCUGCCUGUAAUAUUUCAUACUUUUUUACUGCAUGCAUUUCUGUAAAGCUCUCUGUCCCUUUUAAAGUUAAUCUACAUUCUGGCUCAUUAGCUAAUGGAAAUUGUGGCAAUAAAGGAGGCAAGAAUGUGACCCCAGACUACUGUCAUUUGGUUUCUUCUUCUGACACAUCUUUUCAGCGUGGAAGAAUUUCUGUGUUUUAAAAACUAUUGCUCUGUCUUGCACAUGGGAAACGCCAAGCUAGAAUUUUUGGUUACAGGUCAAGCCCAUAACUCGUCCCAUUUUUAAAGUUAAAAAAAUGCUGAUUUGAACUUUUACCAGCAGGGCACAUGGAACUGUUCCAGGAGUUCUGUUUCCUGUCUUCAGACUUAUAACAUCACAAGUGUUUGGUACAGGGUUUAUUGAACGCCAUCACAAUUGUGUGUGAUUGUAAAAGGAGCUGAUUUGGAAGGUGAAAGCCCAUAGCAAAACAAUGUUUGGCCUCUACCUUUGCAGCUUUUGUUCAGCUGUGUUACAUGUGGAGGUGAAGGAAGUUUGGAUAACUAUUUAAUUUUUGUAAAUACUGUAUAAUUUUUAAUAGCUUGAAUUGUGUAUAUACACAGCAAAUAAAAUUGCAUUGAAU
This is a messenger RNA of Eublepharis macularius, 6405 nucleotides long. RefSeq names its product synoviolin 1 (gene SYVN1). Bases 105 to 1976 code for a protein of 623 amino acids. Gene Ontology annotation, cellular component: cytoplasm. The transcript is spliced from 16 exons. NCBI's taxonomy places the organism in Eukaryota, Metazoa, Chordata, Lepidosauria, Squamata, Eublepharidae. The record is from RefSeq and is a predicted model, not a curated record.